CGAGCGGCUCCCCCGCCGAGACUGCCCGGCGCGGCUGACGGUGAUAUGAUAAGUGUAGCCAAGCUCAUCUCUACCUAGGAGACAUUCUCCCCCGAGGAGCAGUCCUCUUUUGCUGGACAUGCUUACAGAACUGCGUAGCCAUGGACCUCAAGGAGAAGUGUCAGGAUGAGAUGACCUCAAGUUUGGGCCUUACCACAAAGAAAGCCCUCACAAUCCUGAGAGACCAGUUGUCAGCACUGCUGGAGGGGCAUCAGAAGGAACGGAAAAAAGUGACUUCAUGGAAGGAGGUGUGGAGGAGCAGUUUUCUGUACCAUGGUAACCGUUGUUCUUGUUUCCACUGGCCUGGUGCAUCUCUCAUGCUUCUGGCAGUGCUGUUGCUGCUGUGCUGCUAUGGGAGCCAGCCACAGGGGAGCCAAGGUGCUGAGAUAGUUAAUGCACUGGCACUCUUCCUCCUUCUCCUCUUGGAUCUCUUCAUGAUUGGGCGUCAAGAGAGGCUGAAGUGCAGAGAGGUGGAGAGGAGACUUCAGACAAUCGUUGAUAAGAUAAAUGAUACACUUGGCAAAGACGUGAAAUGGCCAGACUCCAUGUACCCUGACCUUCACAUGCCUUAUGCCCCAUCCUGGUCCCUUCAUUGGGCCUACAGGGAUGGUCAUCUUGUUAACCUGCCUGUGAGCUUGUUAGUAGAAGGAGAUGUCAUUGCUUUGAGGCCAGGCCAGGAGUCAUUUGCUUCUCUGAGAGGGAUUAAGGAUGAUGAGCACAUAGUUCUGGAGCCAGGAGAUCUGUUUCCACCUUUCUCACCUCCACCCUCCCCAAGGGGAGAAGUGAAGAAGGGACCUCAGAACCCUCAGCUGUAUCGUCUCUUCCGUGUCUUGAAGACCCCAAUAAUUGAUAAUGUCAGGUGGUGUCUGGAAAUGGCUUUGUCACGUCCUGUGACAGCCCUGGAUAAUGAGAGAUUCACUGUACAGUCAGUGAUGCUGAAAUAUGCUGUCCCUAUUGUACUGGCUGGUUUCCUGAUCACCAAUGCUGUGCGCUUCAUUUUCAAAGCUCCUGGAAUUGCUUCUUGGCAGUACACUCUUCUUCAGCUACAGGUGAAUGGUGUCCUACCCAUCCUUCCAUUGCUCUUUCCCGUCCUGUGGAUUCUUGCUACAGCCUUUGGAGAAGCCAGAGUCUUGGCCCAGAUGAGCAAGGCCUCAUCCACCUCACUGCUUGCUAAGUUUUCAGAGGACACUCUCAGCAGCUACACAGAGAUGGUAUCUUCUCAGGAAAUGAUACGCUGUAUCUGGAGCCACUUCCUCUGUGUUUUAAAAGGCAAAUCCCCAACUCUGAGCUUCACUUCCAGCUUGCUCCAUAGUCUGGGAUCUGUCACUGUGCUCUGCUGUGUAGACAAGCAGGGGAUUCUUUCCUGGCCAAACCCCAGCCCAGAGACUGUUCUGUUCUUCAGUGGGAAGGUGGAACCACCUCAUGAUAGCCAUGAAGAUCUGACUGAUGAGCUCUCUACACGGUCCUUCUGCCAUCCUGAGAUGGAAGACGAGCCCCACGAAAGAGAUGCUUUGCUCUCUGGCCCCCUGGCAGACACAGUCCACAUGACCAAUGAGCAAGAGAGGAGCAACUGGUCUAGUGACCCUCCAAAGGCUCCUGAUGCCCAUGCCCACCGAAAGCCAAACAGCAGAAGCAAGCAUCCCUCUGGGUCCAAUGUGAGUUUUAGCAAGGACACGGAGGGUGGAGAGGAGGAACAUACUCAGGUUAUUGGUGACAGUGAGGUGUUGGCUUGUGAGGCUGAAGACUUUGUGUGUGACUACCACCUUGAGAUGCUUAGCAUGUCCCAGGACCAGCAGAACCCCUCCUGCAUCCAGUUUGAUGACUCUAACUGGCAGAUGCACUUGAAUUCCCUCAAGCCUCUGGGCCUGAAUGUGCUGCUCAAUCUCUGCAAUGCCAGUGUGACAGAGCGUCUGUGCCGCUUCUCUGACCACCUCUGCAACAUUGCCCUCCAGGAAACUCACAAUGCCGUGCUGCCUGUCCAUGUGCCCUGGGGCCUCUGUGAGCUUGCCAGGCUAAUAGGUUUCACACCAGGUGCUAAAGAUCUUUUUAAGCAGGAGAACUAUUUGGCCUUGUACCGCUUGCCAAGUGAUGAGAUGGUUAAGGAAACAAUCCUGGGGAAGCUUUCAUCCAUCACCAAGAGGAGACCACCCCUGAGCCACAUGAUUAACCUGUUCGUGAAGGACACCACUACCAGCACUGAGCAGAUGUUUUCUCAUGGGACUGCUGACAUCAUCCUUGAGGCCUGCACAGACUUUUGGGACGGUACCGAUAUCUACCCCCUCUCUGGCUCUGACAGGAAGAAGGUCUUAGAUUUCUACCAGCGAGCCUGCCUCUCAGGAUACUGUUCUGCCUUUGCAUACAAGCCAAUGCAUUGUGCCUUGUCCUCCCAACUCAAUGGCAAGUGCAUAGAACUGGUGCAGGUCCCUGGGCAGAGUGCUAUCUUCACAUGCUGUGAUCUCCCCGGGACGACCCCCAUCAAACAGAGCAGUCGGAGGAAUAGCUGGAGCUCAGAUGAAGGGAUUGGGGAAGUGAUGGAGAAGGAAGACUGUAUCCAGGCUCUGAGCGGACAGAUCUUCAUGGGAAUGGUCUCAUCUCAGUAUCAGGCCCGUCUUGACAUUGUCCGCCUCAUUGAUGGAUUGGUCAAUGCCUGCAUUCGUUUUGUCUACUUCUCCCUGGAAGAUGAGCUUAAAAGCAAGGUGUUUGCUGAGAAGAUGGGUCUUGAGACCGGCUGGAAUUGCCACAUAUCUUUAACGCCUAAUGGUGAUGUGCCUGGCUCAGAGAUCCCUCCCUCUAGCCCCAGCCAUGCUGGCUCUCUGCAUGAUGACCUACAUCAGGUUUCUCGAGAUGAUGUGGAGGGGCUUCUGCUGAUGGAAGAGGAAGGGCACUCAGAUCUCAUCAGCUUUCAGCCAACAGACAGCGAUAUCCCCAGCUUCCUGGAGGACUGCAACAGGGCCAAACUCCCACGGGGGAUCCACCAGGUGAGACCUCACCUGCAGAACAUAGACAAUGUGCCUUUGCUGGUGCCCCUCUUCACAGACUGCACCCCGGAGACCAUGUGUGAGAUGAUCAAGAUCAUGCAGGAGUAUGGGGAGGUGACUUGCUGUCUGGGAAGCUCUGCCAACCUGCGGAACAGCUGCCUCUUCCUGCAAAGUGAUAUCAGUAUAGCACUGGACCCUCUCUACCCAUCUCGCUGCUCCUGGGAGACUUUUGGCUAUGCCACCAGCACCACCAUGACUCAUGUGUCUGAUGAGCUCACCCCGCUGCAGCUCUCGGGGCAACUCAACAGCCUGCCUUGCUCCAUGUCCUUCCGCCAAGAAGAGAGUACCAGCAUCAUCAGGCUUAUAGAGCAGGCCAGGCAUGCAACGUAUGGGAUCCGCAAGUGUUUCCUCUUCCUGCUGCAAUGCCAGCUGACCUUGGUUGUCAUUCAGUUCCUCUCCUGCCUGGUGCAGCUGCCCCCCAUCCUCAGUACCACAGACAUCGUGUGGCUCUCCUGUUUCUGCUACCCACUGCUGAGCAUCUCGCUCCUGGGCAAGCCUCCCCACAGCUCCAUCAUGACCAUGGCGACAGGAAAAAACUUGACUUCCAUUCCUAAGAAGACACAGCAUUACUUCCUGUUCUGCUUCCUGCUGAAAUUCAGCCUGACCAUCUGCUCCUGCCUCAUCUGCUUCGGGUUCACACUGCACGAGUCCUGCAAAGAGGUGAACACUACCAGCCUCAAUCUCACAGCCUGCUCCUCCAUUAUGCUGCACAGCGAUGCUGAUGGUGCUCCUGACUGGUUUGGGACAUUUUCCAAUGCUCUUCUUGUAGCCCAGAAGCUCACAGCUGGCCUGAUUGUUUUACAUACAGUGUUCAUAUCCAUCACCCACGUCCAUCGCACCAAGCCGUUGUGGAAGAAGAGCCCCCUCUCCAACCGGUGGUGGACGCUCACUGUGGCUGUUGUAUUGCUGGGGCAAGUGGCACAGACUGUGCUGGACCUGAAACUCUGGGAAAACCUCAAUUCUUCAUUGACCUUUAACCACGUUUCCAUCUCCCCGGUCUCAUGGCUCCUGGGUUUUCUUUCCUUGGUCCUUGUGGUUAUCAUCAAUGAGAUUGUCAAGCUGCAUGAAAUCAGGGUCCGGGUCCGUUACCAAAAGAGGCAGAAGUUGCAGUUUGAAACAAAGCUGGGGAUGAAUUCACCAUUUUAAACUCUCCCAGCUCGAGUUCCCUGAAGCCAGGGCCGCACAGCCACAUCCUGCACUGGGAGAGUGGCUGCACCAAAGGCUCAGGGAGUUUUCCCUCACACAUGCGAACCAGACAGCCUCCUUGCAAAACUACAUCAGCACCCUCCAGGAGGCCCCAGGCAGGGCACUGCUAUCAGGAUCCCCCAGCAGGUAUGCAGCCCCUCUCCAGCCUGCUAGGGUACUCUCAAGGGAGCCUGCAAGCUCUGGUGGCUGUUCAGGCUGCUCUUCUUUUAUUUAUUUAUUACUAGAGGUUUUUGUUAGUAUCAUGGUGAUGCUGAAAUGAAGUGACUCCUCUCUGUGUGAGCAGAUGGGUUUUCUGGACCUGGCAGGAGAAUCUGGGGCCAGCAAGGGAGACGUAGGGCUGCUGAAGCAAGAGAUCUCUAUUGAAACUCAUUUUGUUUUUCCAUCUCUGCCUGCUCUCCUGGAUGAUGUGUGUGUGCAUGCCUGUGUGUGCCCUCACCCACCUCCCUGUGUCCUGGAGGGAAGGAGCCAUCUCUCCUGCAGCUCCAGGAGUGCUAGGUGCCAGGUAAGGGCUGGAGCUGACAUUUCCAAGGGGACACUGGGAAGGGUCUCUGGCAGGGUGCUGGGAAAGCCCCUGCGAUGGCCAGGCUGUGCCAUGCCUGCCCUCUAGCGUUGUUGCUGUAGCCAUAUGCUGACUGUUGAGUGCUUCAAGAGAAGAGGGAUGAGACAGGGCUUUAAGAAAAGCUGUCUGCAUUUGAUCCUAGUGAUCCGGUGCAGAGAGAGUCAGGAGGGCAGCUCUGCCGGCCUGCAGGGAGUCAGCAUGGCUCAGCUUCCUCCAGCCCUGUUGAACCAGCUCUUACUUGCUUUAACAACCCCCAGAGAGGUUUAUAACUGUCCUCAUUUUUGUGAUUCGAAUUGCCAUUCUGCUUCAGUAAAAUGCCUGCUUGAGAAGGCCAUAGCUAGAGAUAAAACCUGAGACCUGCGUAUCCUGCCAUGGAGGGAAGGAGACAUCCUUCCAGGCAGGAUAUCUGCAUCUUGCAGUUGUGACUAACAUGGAGCUGGUGGACGGCUCCUUUCCCAGUCCUGGGAUUGUGCUGCAUCUGGUACUUGGUCUCCAAGGCACAGGGAAACCCCCCUCAUCAUGUCUUUCUAUGAUAGUGUUUGGAAGUCUCUCCUCUCCAUGCUACUGCCCUCACAUCUGUUUCCUGUUUUUCUGGAGGUCUCUUCUUCAUUUGACUGGGGGAAACCUUCCCCUGAGGGCUGCUGCAAACCAUGAUUUGCCCCAGCGCAGCACACAUGCUCUUGAGCUCUGAACAGACCCCAGCUGUACUGGGAAUACUGGUACCACUGCAGGCUGACAGUCAAGGGCCACACAGGCUUGGCUGCCAGAGUAUUUGCAGCUCAUGGUGAUGUUGACUCCCUUCCUAGUUCUAAAAACUGGCUAAAGCUGGUAAAUCCUGGCACUGUUUUUGCUCCCAAUAUUAACACUACAAUAUAUGGCUGUUCCUCACACUUUGGUACCCAAGACUAACAAAUGGCUGCUGGUCCUUCCCUGGCAGGCAGGGAGCUGGCUGGGGACCCCCAAGCUCUGCCCUGCUACUUCACCUUGUCUUCCUUAACGUUUCAGCAUAAUCAGAGAGCAUGCACACUACUGCAUGUCUCUAAGCAAUACCCUCCUCCCUGCUGUGGGUCUGGUAGGAGAGCAAAGUGGGGGUAGAGCCAGCCUCUGAGCUCUGCGGACAGACGGAAGAUGCUGGAGGGGGGCAGCUGGGGGUGUUCAGUGGCCUGGACCCUGUUCCUACAGCCGGAGAGUGAAUGUUUAGACUCCAUGCUGCUGGUAGGGUUGCAUGGGAUAGGGAGCCAGCAGCUCACUGGGGAAAUGCAGGGCUGCUCUCCUGCAGCGCAGCAGUACCAGGCCACUCCUGCGUGCAGAGAGGUCUGCUCACCUUUGCCAGCUAGGCUGAACUCUGCCUCCCCUCCUCUCGGGCCUGCAGAGCUGCCUGGCUCAGGGAGAACAAGCUGCAUCUUUCUCAGUCUCACUUGAUUUACUAAACGCCAGCUCCAGAUCUGUUGCCUCUGGCACCUGAGAAAUCAGCUUUUCUUUCUGAUGGCAGGGUCGGCUAGCAGGUGGGAGACGGUCACCCCUGCCGAGCUGAGCUGGAGUCAGAGGCAGCACGAAGCUGCUCACUGCUAUUCCUGCGGAGCAACCUUCCUUCCCCAGACCUUAGCUCUUGUGGUGUGCCGAUAACUGUUACAGGUGAUCAAAGGCAGCAGAUACCGGGGCUUCCUGCAGGCCACACCUUCCUCUAGAGGAGGCACCUCCAAGGUUUCCUUCUCUCGGUGAUCACAGAUGUUUAUUUUCCUGCACCCUCCUUCCCCUGCUAGACUUGGAGGGAGCCAAGGCGUAUGAAUGGAGCCUUGUGUAUGGUCUCACCAAUGCCACCCUUCCCUCGGCCAUUGAAGUAGCCGAGAGUCAGGGUGCACAGCUUCAGAAAGAAAUUUCCUACAUCAAGAUGUUUUUAAAUGGUGUAUAUUUUAUAUUAAAUUUUUGGGAUGUAUGUAAAAAUAUUUGAUUUGUAUUAAAACUUGUAAAUUGUAUUAAAAAAAAAAGGAAGCAAACCCA
Molecule: messenger RNA, 6843 nt
Organism: Gavia stellata (red-throated loon)
Lineage: Eukaryota; Metazoa; Chordata; Aves; Gaviiformes; Gaviidae
Gene: TMEM94
Product: transmembrane protein 94
Exons: 32
Coding region: 141-4223 (1360 amino acids)
Source: RefSeq, a predicted model, not a curated record